CAUCCAUUGCCAUCAUCACCAUAGGUUAGUUAGAGGGAGUAACGGUGUCAGAAGUACAGAAAGUCCCGAUUUACGUCUUCGCUAAACAGCCGAGGCACAUUGGAGGCACAAAGCUGGAACACAUUAGGAAACAGUAAUAUAUCGUGGUGGAAGACCGAAUUCAAACUUUAUUAUUUGCUUGGAAGUUCCGAGGCAAAGUUUUUUUUCUGGACUUGCUCUGCGCUGAUACACGUCUGACAGUUAACAACAAAGUAACUUGUACGGUGAUUCUCAGCAGGCCGUCCCAUUACAACCAGGGGUCCUACUGCUUCUGUUCUGUUUGCCUCCACCGCAUCUAAGCCGGCUUCAGGGCUGCCUGACCUGUGACUGAGGAACAGAGGAACAGACAGAGUCUUCAUCUCUCCCCCAGAGGAAAGAAUUCAAGAAGUGCAACAUGGCACGGGGCUGUCUCUGCUGUUUGAAGUACACGAUGUUCCUCUUCAACCUUAUCUUCUGGUUGUGUGGCUGUGGGCUGCUCGGCGUGGGCAUCUGGCUGUCUGUGUCCCAGGGCAGCUUUGCCACCUUCUCGCCCUCCUUCCCGUCGCUCUCCGCUGCCAACUUGGUCAUUGCCAUCGGCGCCAUCGUCAUGGUGACCGGCUUCCUGGGCUGCCUGGGUGCCAUCAAGGAGAACAAGUGCCUGCUUCUGACCUUCUUCAUUGUCUUGCUGAUAAUCCUGCUGGCAGAGCUGAUACUACUCAUCCUGUUCUUUGUGUAUUCAGAUAAGGUCAGCGAGAAUGCCAAGCAGGACCUGAAGGAUGGCUUGUCUCUGUACAACACAGACAACAAUGUAGGCCUCAGGAACGCAUGGAACAUCAUUCAAGCAGAGUGGAAGUGCUGUGGGGUGGUAGGGUACACAGAUUGGCACGAGGCCCUCAAGGAGAAGGUGGUGCCCGACCGCUGCUGCCAGGAGCACUACCAGGAGUGCGGACGCAACUCCACCAACAUGUUCUGGACACGGGGCUGCUAUGAGAAGGUGGAGGAGUGGCUCGAUGACAAUAAGCAUCUCAUGGGAACCAUUGGCAUGUGCAUCUUGGUAGUGCAGCUCCUGGGAAUGGCGUUCUCCAUGACACUGUUCCACCAGAUCCACAGAACAGGGAAGAAGUAUGACGCUUAGCGUGGGACAGACAGCACACAGGGAAAGGAGCCCCAUGUACUGCCUGAUGGGAUAGACUCUGGAUGACCCCCCCCCCCCCCCCCCCCCAUACCUCCUGUAUCACAAAGCCUCCCACUCCCCUCUCUUCCCAGAAACCCUGUACAGACUGCAGCUGUGUCACCCUUGUCCUCUUCUCUGUCCACUCCACCAUUCAUUUGCCAAAGAUAAAUGGGACUGGAAGAUGUCUUAUGUCGUCUCUCUCCUGUUCAGAAGUAAAUAUAAAUGUUUUGGGCGCUUGGACUAAUAGUUUUGCGGGAAGCUUUACUAAUGCUCACAUCCCCCCUGCAAGGCGAAGAAAGCGGUGAAAAGAAAAAUGAGAUUGUAGUCUCCAGGUUUUCAUGGAUUUUGUCGUGUUGAUGGUUCAUGUUAACUUCCUCUUUCCCUUGUAAAUGAUGAAAGGCUCCGACAUGGUAUGCUAGUUUUCUACUCCCCGGAACCCUUUUUUCAUUGAAAAUGUCUUCUUUUUUUUUGUCAUUGAAAAUGUCAUUUUUAUUCCCAAUACAGUAUGAUUUCUUUCUUCUAAA
Messenger RNA from Salvelinus namaycush (lake trout), 1716 nucleotides. RefSeq names its product tetraspanin 9a (gene tspan9a). Lineage: Eukaryota; Metazoa; Chordata; Actinopteri; Salmoniformes; Salmonidae. Gene Ontology annotation, cellular component: membrane. The transcript is spliced from 10 exons. The record is from RefSeq and is a predicted model, not a curated record. Bases 434 to 1153 code for a protein of 239 amino acids.